AUGACUACUACUACUAAAGACAGAGAAUUUCGAAAAAAGCCUUCUAUGGUUCAUAAUAUAAUUAGUAAAGAUCCGGAUGCGAUUUUUACUCCUGAAAAGGAUCACUAUUAUUUGUAUAUUGCUUGGGGUUGUCCAUGGGCUCAUAGAACUGUUAUUACACGAGCAUUGAAAGAGCUUGAAGACAUUAUUGGAUUGAGCGUUGUUGAUUACCUUAUGGAUGAGAAAGGAUGGAAAUUUAGCACUCUUGAAGAAACUCCUAGGUGUAUUCCAGAUACUAUUUUUGAUAAAAUUAACUCUAGCCCUUUUAAAUGUGGAUUUGCUGAAACUCAAGAUACUUAUAUAAGCCAUAUUGGACCUCUGUUCAAAGCUCUGGAUAAUGUGGAAGCCAUUCUUUCCCAAAAUAAGUUCCUUGUUAGAAACACUUUAACUAAAGCUGACAUUAGGCUUUUUGUUGACAUU
Molecule: messenger RNA, 459 nt
Organism: Dentiscutata erythropus
Lineage: Eukaryota; Fungi; Glomeromycota; Glomeromycetes; Diversisporales; Gigasporaceae
Source: the annotation of a GenBank genome assembly